AUGUCGAGACUCCCCCACGCACCCUUCUCGUCCUCCUGGGACGCCAGCCGCUCCUUCCACCACUCGACUUAUGCAUCUGCGGGCCCGUCGACCUACGCCCAGCCUCACCAGCCUUCGUGGUCGUCGCCCUCUGUCGCCUCCUCGUCGUCUUCGUCGCGCGCCCCUCUGUCGCACAACACCAGCGGCGCCAAGGAUCUAGACCAGCCCAUGCCCACUCCGACCACCGUCAUCACCGCCGACGGCACCACCGUCUACGCCGCCACCGGCCGCAAGCGCAAGCGCCUUCAAAAGGCCUGCGUCGCCUGCCACAAGGCCAAGAGGCGAUGCGACGGCGGACUACCAUGCUCCAACUGCGACUUCAGCGGCAGGACAUGCUGCUACUCGGACGCCAACGGAAAGAUGGUCCUGCCGACGGCGCGAGCCGGCCCCAACGCCAAUGGCAACGCCAACUCGCCACUUAGCGGUAGCAGCAGCAUCGCGCCAUCAGCAGCGCCUCGCCCGCCUCAUCCCUCCGAAUCGCUCGGCGCCUGCAUGAUCUCGGCCCCGCCAUCGCACGUCCACGCCGAAUCGCGUCCCCACCCCGCAGCGGCGUUGAGAUCGCCCUACGCCAGCAACGUUGUACACGACACGGAGGCUGCAUCCUCGACGAUGCCCCGGGGGUCUAGCCAAGCACACGCGCAGGCGCAGGCACCGCCGCCCUCCGCUGCCCCCGCGUCCAAGUCGUCCAGCGAGUCUCCGAAGAUGGCGCUCAGCCACUUUGGAAGCCUCAGCGCUGCGUCCGCAUCGAGCCUUCCCGACGUGCCGCCAGAACGCCGGCGCGAGCUCAUCAGCAUCUUUUUCGCCCAGCUCCACCCAUUCAGCUCGGUCAUCGACGAGAUCUCGUUCCUCCGCGAUCUUUCUACGUCGGAAGUCUCGCCGGCCCUACUGUUCUCGAUGUACGCCCUGGCCGCCCGCUUCCAGCAGGACGUCGAGGAGCAGCACCGCUUCGCUGCCGGCGAAACCUACGCCCGUGCGGCCCGCGCCAUGCUCACCGAGGAGGACGCCAACGGCUGCUCCGCGCUUGAGCAGCCGAGCCUGGAGAACGCCACGGCUCUCUGCCUCCUUGCCGCCCACGAGGCCGGCAUGGGCCGCCUGCAGCGCGCGCUCUCGUACUCGAGCGCCAGCGUGCGCAUGGUCAUCGCCCUCCGGUUCCACGAGGGUGCCAUCCCCGAGGCUCGCCACAUGACCUACAGCCGCGACUCUUUCAGCGGCAACGUCCGACGCAACAGCUGCCAGCGGCUAGUCUGCGUGGCCUGGGCGCUCGACAUCCUGAUCGCGUCGCUCGUCGGCCAGGCCCCCUCGGUCCGUGCCGACGAGAUCGAUGCCUGCAUCGCCAACUUCCGCGCCAGCAACAGCGACGACGUCACCAAGGCCUUCUUCAGCCUGACGCAGAUCUUUGCCGUCUUUGUCCGGGCGCUCGACCACGCGCGAGCGACCCGGUCCGCCGCCGCCGAGAACGCCAAGGGCGCCAGCGACGCCGCGCGCCAGUGCGAGGAGAGCCUGCACGCCUGGGCCGAGCAGCUGGGACCGGACGAAAGGUUCGACGAGGCCAACCUCAACUCGACCGCCAAGGCGCUCGCCGAGAUUGACUCGAGCCCCUCGGCAGCCAAGGCGGGCUGCUGGGCCAUGAUGCACAUGGUCGCCGAGUCGCUCAUGUUCGUCUUGCACUCGGCGGCGCCCGUCGACGAGGACCAGUCGCGCAAGACGGCCGCGUACAGCAACCUGCUCCUCAUCCUCGACGCCUUUGGCGCCGCCGGUCGACAGGGUCUGUUUGCCCUGCCUGCGCUGCUCAUCUGCACCGAGUACCCGACCCGGCCUAAGCUGAGCGUCUCGCGCUGGUGGAACCAGGCGCGCGAGUGCUGGGGCCUCGGCGAGGUCCAGAUUGCCGACGCCGCCGCCGCUCUCCGCAUCUCGCGCCAGUCUGCGCCCGUCGCCUCCUCGCUGCCCUACGGCGAGCCGCUCUCGCACCAGAGGAGCGGCAGCGGCGAGGUGCAGGGACAGCGUCAGCCGCUUCCGCGCCACCACGCCUCGGCGUCGGGGUCCAUGCUCCCCUCGCUCGGCUCGCUGCCCCUCCCUGGCCUCCGCCUCUCGCCCCCGACGUCGAACGGUGCGCGGAGCGAGGCUGGCGAGCGGCCCAGCCUCUCGCCCAUCGGUGCCAUCUCGUCGCCGACCGACCUGCCCUCGUGGAGGACGGGCAACUCGCAGGGCCGCGGCAGCCCCGCCUCGACCGAGCAGGACGGCGGCCGGUCGCCCACGCAGGCCAACAGCUUUGAGCUGUACGCCUCCAACGCCAUGCGCAGCCCGCCGCCCGGCUCGACGAUGCGCAGCGGCGCCCUCGGAGCCUCGUCGGACCCGCGCUCCGCUUGGAGCCCCAUCACGUCGCUGAGGGGCGAGAAGCGCACCAUCAGCAACGUCUCGCAGUAG
This is a messenger RNA of Pseudozyma flocculosa PF-1, 2463 nucleotides long. RefSeq lists its product as uncharacterized. Gene Ontology annotation, cellular component: nucleus. The coding region runs from base 1 to 2463 and encodes 820 amino acids. Gene Ontology annotation, molecular function: DNA-binding transcription factor activity, RNA polymerase II-specific; DNA binding; zinc ion binding. Gene Ontology annotation, biological process: regulation of DNA-templated transcription; DNA-templated transcription. The transcript is spliced from 2 exons. The record is from RefSeq and is a predicted model, not a curated record. Lineage: Eukaryota; Fungi; Basidiomycota; Ustilaginomycetes; Ustilaginales; Ustilaginaceae.